GAUGAACAGAUUUAACUUGCGUAAGAAACAAAGAAUUAGUUACUACGAACAGGACGAGCCGCCCUUCGACGACUAUGUUUUUUGUCCUUCGUGUCGAGAUUAUGUGUACGAAUACUGCGCUAUACAUGGCCCGUUACUGAUCAUACCGGAUGAUAAGGUCCCUGCCGUAACAAACCUCCCCCCGAUAGUACCCAGGGCAGCCCUGACCGUACCAAGAGUAUUUCUGCAUUUAAAUGUAUCCACUAUUAGAGGCGCCGGUUUGGGAGUGUUCGCUACGAGAACCCUACCACGUAAUGUGCGGUUUGGACCGUACAGAGGAGUACGUAGUAAGGACGCUGCUUCAAACUACUGCUGGCAGAUAUACGACAAAGACCACAAACCCUCGCACAUGGUGGACGCCGCAGACGGGAACAACUCCAAUUGGAUGCGGUUCAUUAACUGCUCUAGACAUUGGAGUGAACAGAACCUCAUCGCGUUCCAGUACAAGGGAGAAUUGUAUUACUGCACAAUCAGAACUAUUCCCCGCAAUACGGAGCUGAUGGUGUACUACGGAAGUGAGUUCGCACAUCGCCUGCACGUCGAUAUCGGUCGAUAUAACUCUCCUGUAGACGAAUUUGUUAUACGACUAGCAGCUAGCUAUGAACACUACGAUAAAAUAUACGCAGAAUUGACCAAUCCAAGUAAUAAUAGUGGAACUCCAUUGCUUCCGAGUGGAACUCCGAAGCAUUCGGUUGAUUUGACGGAAAAAAAGAAAAUUAUCCCAGUUAAAAAGUCGAAUUCAAGCAAUGUUAAUGGACCAACGCACAAUCAAACUAUUGUUUCGAAGAGAACUAAUAAAAUACAUUCAGAUACAAAGUUUUAUGUCAGUAUCGUCAGUGAAACAACCAAUCAAUCUGAUAAAUUGAAAGAACAUAACACAUUAUAUAGAGAUAAAAAGUCUCAAUCGGAUAAUAUUACUAGAACAACGCCCAACGAACCUGAUGCUUCAAAGGUACAUAACACAUGUGAAAUAACUGAAUCCAGUUAUGUUGGCGGAACAAUGUCCAAUCAAUGUAGUUAUGUAAAGCAAGGUACAGGUCAACAUAAUGGUGAAAAACCAUACUCUCGUGAUGAGUGUGGUCAGAGUAUCACUGCAUCUGGUCAUUUGACGAACCACAAAAGAAUACACACCUGCGAUACACCGACAUUAAAAACUAGGUUAAGUUCAUGA
Leptidea sinapis is the source of this 1210-nucleotide messenger RNA. RefSeq names its product histone-lysine N-methyltransferase PRDM9-like. Gene Ontology annotation, molecular function: protein binding. Gene Ontology annotation, cellular component: nucleus. The transcript is spliced from 9 exons. The record is from RefSeq and is a predicted model, not a curated record. NCBI's taxonomy places the organism in Eukaryota, Metazoa, Arthropoda, Insecta, Lepidoptera, Pieridae. The coding region runs from base 2 to 1210 and encodes 402 amino acids.